UCUGCACGGUGGUGGCACCUGAACAGAACCUGUGCUCCAGAGAUGCCAAAGGCAGACAGCUCCGCCAGCUCCUGGAGAAGGUGCAGAACAUGUCGCAGUCAAUUGAGGUUCUGAACCUGCGGACGCAGAGGGACUUUCAGUAUAUCAUGAGGAUGGAGAACCAGAUCAAAGGAUUGCGGUCAAAGUUUCGGCAGAUGGAAUCGGACAGGAAGGCGCUCGUCAACAAAAACUUUCAGGAGCUAAAGGGAAAGAUGGAGUCCCUGCGACCGCUAAUACCGGUCCUGGAGCAAUACAAGGCAGAUGCCAAGGUCAUCUCCCAGUUCAAAGAGGAGAUCAGGAACCUGUCUGCCGUGUUGAUGGGCAUCCAGGAGGAAAUAGGAGCGUACAACUACGAGGAGCUGCAACAGAGGGUCCUACAUCUGGAAAAUCGGCUCCGCAACUGCAUGAGCAAACUCACAUGUGGCAAGCUAAUGAAGAUCACUGGGCCGCUGACUGUGAAAACUUCAGGCACCAGAUUUGGAGCCUGGAUGACCGACCCACAGGCGUCUCCCCAAAACAACAGGGUCUGGUACAUGGACAGCUACACCAACAACAAGAUAGUGAAAGAGUUUAAAUCCAUAGAUGAUUUUGUGGCAGGAGUUGAGUUGAGAACCUACAACCUGCCUUUCAAAUGGGCCGGAACCGACCAUGUGGUGUACAACGGCUCUCUGUACUACAACAAGAUGCAGAGCAACAUCAUCGUGAGGUACAGCUUCGAGACGGGCCGCGUGGUCACCCAGAGGGCCCUGGAGUCCGCGGGGUUCCAUAACGUUUACCCCUACACGUGGGGAGGCUUCUCUGACAUCGACCUGAUGGCGGACGAGCUGGGCCUGUGGGCCGUGUACGCCACCAACCAAAACGCCGGGAACAUAGUCAUCAGCCAGCUGAACCCGGACACGCUCCAGAUCCUCAACACUUGGAACACAGAAUACUCGAAGAGGAAUGCCGGCGAGUCUUUUAUGAUCUGUGGGACGCUCUACAUCACAAACUCCCACCUCACCGGUGCUAAGGUGUACUACGCUUACUCCACUAAAACCUCCACAUACGAGUAUACAGACAUUCCCUUUCACAACCAGUACUUCCACAUGUCUAUGUUGGACUACAAUGCCAGGGAUCGCGCACUCUACGGCUGGAACAAUGGCCACCAAGUCCUUUUUAAUGUUACACUUUUCCACAUCAUCAAAACUGAGGAUGACUCUUAAGUCGUGAAAAUAAGAAAACGUGGAAAAAAUUAAUCGUUCUAUUGAAUGUUCGAAUUAAUGUAUUUAUGUAAUUUCCUCGAUUAUUUUUUGGCAUUUUAUACACUUUCAUUUACAGACAUCGUACAAUUUGCUACUUCAUACGAAGAGUUAACCAAUUAUGACCUUCCCCAUGUGGAUACAUAGCGGUUUCUAUAAAAAAACUUCUCCGCAGCAUCUCCGCCAGGUGUGAACGUAACAACCACUGUCGUAUUUUGAAUAAAUAUGAAACCCACAAUUGGUUUAGAAAGUGUGAGUCACUGUAAGCAUUAGAAGCAUGUAGCCAUAACUGAGCACCCGAAAUAUUAUGCAGUGUGCUGCACCAAAAUGCAAGAUUAACCAUGGACAGGGGUGCACACACAAUGACUCACACACACGCAUACUAAGGUAAUAAUGCACACUCUAUUGAUUGUAUGAUCCUCCUGGCGGGGAUAAUAGAUGGCCGCACAAAAUGUGGAUGUCCAAUAUGAAACAUAUUGCAGGUAACACAUUUUCAAUUUAAUAAUGGCACUUUUAAUCAGCAACUUUUAGAAACACUGAACAUCCUGUAAUUUCUAGUUCCCUUUUCUCUCGAAAAUGAAAGCUUCAUAAUCAUGGUUCUCAUUCAGUAUUGCAAAUAUGCACACCUCUAAUGUCGUCAAAUUGUGACUGUUUACUAAUUGUUUGUUUUGUUUCCAUUCAUUCCUUGACAUUUAUUCAUCAUCAUCUAUUAAUUUAUUCCAGUCUUUCACUUCCUCCAUUUAGCUUUCAACUUAUCAUUGUACCUUUUCUUUCAAAAGAUUUUGCACUUGACCUUUUACAAGACAAUGAGAAAUGUGCAUAAUGCAUCUGUAUAGUUAUUGUACUUGGCUUUCUUGUGUCUAUGAAGAUUCUCAGUCAUCCAGGUCAGAGGAUGUCUUAAAGUACUAAGUCAAAGUAUGUCAGCAAACCGUAAAAAUGGUUUCCCUUAACUUAGUACUUUGAGAAAUUAGCUUUUUUGUAACUUCAGUAACUGCUUGUAUGCCUUAUUCAGUGCAGUACGUUCUGUAAACCUAUGGAUAACAGCUCUCGUGCAUGAAUGUUGGCUAUCCUAAAAGCAUUUACUGUACUGUAACUGUAGAUUUGUG
Pseudoliparis swirei is the source of this 2383-nucleotide messenger RNA. RefSeq names its product noelin-3-like. The transcript has 5 exons. The coding region runs from base 90 to 1241 and encodes 383 amino acids. Gene Ontology annotation, biological process: signal transduction. Lineage: Eukaryota; Metazoa; Chordata; Actinopteri; Perciformes; Liparidae. The record is from RefSeq and is a predicted model, not a curated record.